CAGCUGCAGUUCCCGACGUCCUUUGUUGCCUCCAUUUGUUGGACGGUUUUCCUCUUUCAAUUCCAUUUGUCCAACUUUCUGGCUUACUGACGGCCUAGCACUCAACGAAGGUCAUCUCGUCUUCUCUAGGCGUUGCAUUCACGUCCGGCGGGUUGGGUCGUAUCUUUCGGCAUUCUCGGGCCUCUCGUGAUGCCAUUCAGCGAGUACGCGAGGUGCCGUUUGCUCAGCCUCAAUUUCUCCGUCUUGCGAAAAGCGUGUUCAACAUUGCCCUACCUAGGUACACAUAAUCAACAAUCCCCAUGACUUCCGAGAAAGCUCCAACAUACGCUUUCAAAGAGCAAAUCAGACCUUUGAAACCUCUUACUUCUGAUAAUGGCGUAAAAGCUGGGAAGGCUGAUUGCUAUUAUUAUUAGAGGGCAAAAACCCUGGCAAUGGCAAGAACGGAACGCUUCAGGUAUGGCAUUAUUAACGAGCUCAGGAAUUUGAUGACCAAGACGGAUCUUCUGGUUUAUUUCUUCUGCGCUUUUGAGGAUGCGAGUGCGUGGGCUACCUUAUCUAGGAUCUUCACAAUCGUGCUACACGAUCCGAACUUGAACAGCAAGUUCUUGACCAUUGAUGCACUCGACAAAUGAGUCACAGACGUGUAUUCCACACACUCUUUUAUUUGAAGGUGCUAUUUGCUGUCCAUUACGGUCAUCUUCUACAUAAAUUAUAUCUACACCAAGUCCCUAUAACUGACAUACAAUACAUAGGUAGUAACUUACAGUCCUUACAAUCCCGAUUAUCAAUGCAGUUGUGCAAUUCCUACAAUUGACAUUUCUUUUGCAAUUUCUGCAUUCCCUGCAAUUGAUACAGUCCAUUAUAUGCCCGUACCGGGACCUCUGCCACCAGACGCAUUCCACUACAAGGAAGUAGCGCAUCACAAGACUACAGCCACGUG
Messenger RNA from Mytilinidion resinicola, 940 nucleotides. RefSeq lists its product as uncharacterized. The record is from RefSeq and is a predicted model, not a curated record. The transcript has a single exon. Lineage: Eukaryota; Fungi; Ascomycota; Dothideomycetes; Mytilinidiales; Mytilinidiaceae. The coding region runs from base 432 to 632 and encodes 66 amino acids.